Molecule: messenger RNA, 1207 nt
Organism: Volvox carteri f. nagariensis
Lineage: Eukaryota; Viridiplantae; Chlorophyta; Chlorophyceae; Chlamydomonadales; Volvocaceae
Gene: rps4
Product: component of cytosolic 80S ribosome and 40S small subunit
Exons: 6
Coding region: 44-829 (261 amino acids)
Biological process (GO): translation
Cellular component (GO): cytosolic small ribosomal subunit; ribosome
Molecular function (GO): structural constituent of ribosome; RNA binding
Source: RefSeq, a predicted model, not a curated record
GUGGGUUUGUCCUCGUUGAACUGCCAGCGAGGCUUAACUCAAGAUGGUGCGCGGUCCCAAGAAGCACCUCAAGCGGCUUAAUGCCCCCUACCACUGGAUGCUUGACAAGCUGAGCGGCAUUUUCGCUCCCAAGCCGUCCGCUGGUCCUCACAAGCAGCGUGAGUGCCUGCCCCUGCUGCUCAUCCUGAGGAACCGGCUGAAGUAUGCACUCACCGGCAAGGAGGUGCAGUCCAUCCUCAUGCAGCGUCUGGUGAAGGUGGAUGGCAAGGUUCGCACCGACCACACCUACCCCACCGGCUUUAUGGAUGUGAUCAGCAUUGAGAAGACGGACGAGCACUUCCGCCUGGUGCUGGACACCAAGGGCCGUUUCGUGGUCCACCGCAUCAGCAAGGAGGAGGCCGCCUACAAGCUGUGCAGGGUUCGCAAGGUUCAGUUCGGCAAGGGCGGUGUGCCGUACGUGGCCACCCACGACGGCCGCACCGUACGCUACCCGGACCCGGAGGUCAAGGCUAACGACUCGGUCAUGCUGGACAUUGAGACCGGCAAGAUUAAGGAGUACGUGAAGAACGAUGUGGGCGCCCUGGUGAUGGUGACGGGCGGCCACAACGCAGGUCGCGUGGGCAAGAUCGUCCACAAGGAGAAGCACAAGGGUUCCUUCGAGAUUGUGCACAUUGAGGAUGCCGCCGGCAACCGCUUCGCCACCCGCCUAACCAACAUUUUCGUGAUUGGCAAGGAGGGCAAGCCGCUUAUCAGCCUGCCCAAGGGCAAGGGUAUCCGCCUCACCAUUAUCCAGGAGCAGAAGAAGCGUUACGAGGCUGCCUCGGCGUAAGCGCGCCGGUGCGAUUGUCGCGGUGUAGUUCUCUUCUGUUGCCGCUGCUGGUGUAGCAGCGCUCUGCUGCUGUGCUGGUUGUGUACUCGUCCUGGAUGUGUAACGAAGCUGUCGCUGCGGUUGCACGGGCGUCCGUAUGGCUUGCUGGAACUCGUUUGGCUGCCGCUGGCAGAGCGCCCCGACUCUUGUCACGUUAUUCGCCAAAAGCGGCCUCGUGCCCGGGGAUCCUUUGCAGCGCGGGCAGCCCUGGGGUGGUGAGCUGCAGUGCUUCGAAAGGUGGAAGAGAAAGAAAUCAGGAACACUCCUGUCGACGAUUUGACGACGGGGUGCACAGUGGCGCGUCCUGUGUAACCCGAUGAAAAAGGCAAAUGAGCUGCC